Molecule: messenger RNA, 654 nt
Organism: Clonostachys solani
Lineage: Eukaryota; Fungi; Ascomycota; Sordariomycetes; Hypocreales; Bionectriaceae
Source: the annotation of a GenBank genome assembly
AUGUCCUCCUCCACUCGUGCCAAGUAUAACCUCACCGAAGACCCUCAGGCUGUCCCUCAGUUCCUCCUCGAUGCCUAUGUUUGGAGGUUUCAUGUUGAAUUCCUUGAGCUAAACUGGGAGGGUAUGACGGCCACGGAGACGGAAAAGGCAAAAAAUCAUGUUAUUCUGAAGGUUGACCUCAUUCAUGAAGUUGAGGGUAUCAAAGGGGUACGUCUGGAUAUGAGAAUUGGCGAUACCUGCAGCAGUACUGAGUCGGAUGAUGGCAAAACGAGAUAUAAGCUUGGUAAGCUUAUUGUUCACCCUGUUGAUUAUGAGAAAUCAUCUGCUCGUUCGGUCCGUACUUGCAGCAUUGAGACCGGUCGAAACUUUAAGUUCGGCGAGAUCAUCAUCGCCCUCACUGCUUCUCGUAUCCAGGAUUUCCACUUUGUCGAUAUCGGCGACAGUAUUCAAGCCCUACAUCUGCUAAAAGCAGAAGAACUCGUAGGAUCGAGGAUUAUCGAGUCGUUCCCAGACAGUCCCGCAAUUGGCAAUGACAUCUACCGAGUCUUGGGACUACGCUUCACACCUGAGGGGAGCGUCGAAUGCCCUAUCGACAAGGGAUAUUUCAGCACUUAUCAACGCCAGGAAACCGGCGACAUGCCAUACGCUAGGUAG